UCAAGUAGGAAGGAAAUAACAAAGAUUGAAAUAUUGGUGUGUUAAACCUGAAAAAUAACUAAUAAUGGCGAUUGGUCUUCACAUUGUUAUGCUGCUUCUAGUAGUAAACAGUGCGGUUUCAAUUGCUAAAGGUUUGUCAACAAAACCAAUGAAAAUUCGCGUCAAUGAAAAUAUCCAGGGCGAUGGUCGAGCUGCCAGCGUUGAAGCACGAAAAGUUAAAAGAUUUUACGAAAAACCAGUUAUGCAGGAUUCAAGUAAAAGUUUCGAAAGUGGAAAAAAUAUCAUCAAUGAGAAUAUUCACGACGAUGGUGCAAAUGAGGGAGAUUCUUGGCAUAAAAAUCAACACGUAAAAAGAGACGGGAACAAAAAGCGUAAAGGUCAACGAAAAGUAAAGGAAAGGCCUCUACUCCCAAAGAAUGUACGCGAAACUCAUGGCUAAAAAUCUGAAAGAACAUAUAUAAUCUUAUAUAUAAUCUUUAAUAUCCAUCUUUACUUAAAAAAUACAAUGG
Dendronephthya gigantea is the source of this 509-nucleotide messenger RNA. RefSeq lists its product as uncharacterized. Lineage: Eukaryota; Metazoa; Cnidaria; Anthozoa; Malacalcyonacea; Nephtheidae. The transcript is spliced from 2 exons. Bases 65 to 439 code for a protein of 124 amino acids. The record is from RefSeq and is a predicted model, not a curated record.